UUUGAGGUGCAUUAAAGAUUGUUUAUUUUCUUGUUUAGCCCUUCUGCUAACACGGAGGAGGGCGUGGUUUAUAAACCCGCCACCAGGGGGCGAUGGAGAGUAUAGCCCUUCCAUUGGGAAAGGAAGGUCUUUAAAUCAGUGGAUCGUUUUGAGGCUAAUCGACUCUUGAAAAGUCAUUAUUUUAAUCUUUCGUGCCUAAACAUUUUUAAAACGAGUUGUUUCCUUCGAUCGGGGGGGGUCAAAGGUCACGCCGGUGCUCCACGGCGCUCUUUUCCGUCGUACCUUUUUCGCUCAUCGACUCGCUUGCCUCAACGCAACAGUGCCUUAAUAACCCCGCGCACGCCCGGGUUUUUUUGCCGAGUUUCCCCCCGUUCCAUGUCGUGACCGUCAACCUGUUGACGGACAGCUGCGCCGAGAAAUCAUGGAUUUAUUUUUCAUUGCGUUUUAGAAUGAGAGAAACGCAGACUCAAAGAGCUCAGUCGGCGAGUCUCCUUUGAAUGCCGGCAGCUUGAGGCAAGGUGACCUUUUCAGGAACACACACACACACACACACACACACACACCUGUCUGCAGGCUGUAAUAACCAGCAGAGUGGAACCCUAACUGCUCUUUCUCCAACCUCACCUUCAAGCUUCCGACACGAGAACCGUGAUUCUUUAAAAAGAAAAAGUUUACACAAACGGGAGCGCCGUUAGUCAGCGGCACCGCGAAGCACCGAUGGCCGAGGGGAAACCGUACCGAUACGGGCUGAUAGCGGCGGGGCUGUGCGUGGCGGCCCUCGGCCUCUUCGUCAUGACUCAGGAGCGACCGCACGUCUACGGCGCCAUGUGCGCCCUGGGCGUCACCAUGGUGUGUAUCGGGACCGCGUGGAGCCUCUGCCAGUGCUAUCCCAAGGUCAUUUUGGCUCCUGAGAUUCAGGAGAAAAGUGGAGAGGAUGCGGUGUUUACUGCAGCAAGGCAUGCCGAGGCUCUGCUUCCUCCCGAAGCCCCGAUGAGCCACAGCUGUCCCGCACUGCACCUGGUCUGAAGGGGGGGGGGACUCCUCACGGGUCCGAUCCAAAACGCUCCACCGCACGGCGCCCUCGGCACGGAGACGAGAGCCUCGGGCGCUUUUUUUUUUUUU
Molecule: messenger RNA, 1122 nt
Organism: Cyclopterus lumpus (lumpfish)
Lineage: Eukaryota; Metazoa; Chordata; Actinopteri; Perciformes; Cyclopteridae
Gene: bsnd
Product: barttin CLCNK type accessory subunit beta
Exons: 3
Coding region: 718-1026 (102 amino acids)
Biological process (GO): chloride transport
Cellular component (GO): basolateral plasma membrane
Molecular function (GO): chloride channel regulator activity
Source: RefSeq, a predicted model, not a curated record